Messenger RNA from Oncorhynchus keta (chum salmon), 3998 nucleotides. RefSeq names its product RNA binding protein fox-1 homolog 3-like. Gene Ontology annotation, cellular component: cytoplasm; nucleus. Gene Ontology annotation, biological process: regulation of alternative mRNA splicing, via spliceosome; nervous system development. The record is from RefSeq and is a predicted model, not a curated record. Gene Ontology annotation, molecular function: mRNA binding. The transcript has 16 exons. Lineage: Eukaryota; Metazoa; Chordata; Actinopteri; Salmoniformes; Salmonidae. The coding region runs from base 377 to 1480 and encodes 367 amino acids.
GGAGAGCAGAGCAGCGUGUGACUUAAGUGUGUGUGUGUGUGUGUCCAGUGCAGGGAUAGCAGUGGAGAGGGAGAGAGAGAUAGAGAGAGACAGAAUAGCAGCAGAGUGAGAGCCAGCGCUCAGUAACAGGACAGAGAGAGAAGAGAGACGACUCGGAGUCCACGACUAACUGCAUGUAGGAGAGAAUAAAUGCUGAGUGUGAGAGAGAGGAGCGUUAGACACCAGUGGACAUCAUCUUUCCAGACCAAAGGCCUUCUGGGAUUGCUGCUGUCGGCAGAUACAACAAGGUUCACACGAGUAAAGAUCUACAACAGCCUUCUGACUUCAACCUCACUGGCACCACAUCAGUCCCCUCACUGUCAGCUGUCAGCUGUACAUGGAUACCCCCAGCUGGGCAGAAACCAAACCAGGAAGUGGCUUGUGUAAGCAGCACGGAACCAUUGCUCUCUUUGGCAACGUGGUGUACAGCGGCCUGCUCAACGAGCACAUCUGGCAUUUCGGGGUUCCCCUCGUCAACAGACUGGGUAACCAAGAGGGGCCAGCCCCCCCGGAAGCGAUGGCCCAGCCCUACCCCCCAGCCCAGUACCCCACCCAGAACGGCAUUCCAACGGAGUACGCCCCUCCCCACCCCCACCCGCCAGCAGACUACACGGGUCAGAGCACGGUGGCAGAGCACGCUCUAACGCUGUACACACCCACACAGACACACAGCGAACAGCCCGGCAACGAGAACAACACAGCCACACUAUCGCAGGCAGACGAGGUUGCGCAGACGGAGGUUUCCCAUCAGCUCCACCUGCAGCAGUGUGAUUCGUCAGAGAAGCAGCAGCCCAAACGGUUACACGUCUCCAACAUCCCUUUCCGGUUCAGAGACCCAGACCUCAGGCAAAUGUUUGGGCAAUUUGGGAAGAUUUUAGAUGUGGAGAUCAUUUUUAACGAGCGAGGCUCCAAGGGUUUUGGGUUUGUAACAUUUGAAACGAGUGCCGAUGCGGACCGUGCACGUGAGAAACUAAAUGGUACAAUCGUAGAGGGACGCAAAAUAGAGGUUAACAACGCAACAGCAAGAGUUAUGACAAACAAAAAGGUGGCAAACCCAUACAUGAAUGGCUGGAAGCUGAACCCAAUGGUGGGAGCUGUCUAUGGUCCUGAAUUGUAUGCAGUGACAGGUUUUCCCUACCCUAGUACAGGAGCGGCAGUAGCCUAUCGGGGAGCUCAUUUGAGAGGGAGGGGGCGGGCCGUCUAUAACGCAUUCCGCGCCGCGCCCCCACCCCCACCCAUGCCUGCCUACGGAGCGGUUGUUUACCAGGACGCCUUCUAUGGUGCAGAGAUCUACGGGGGUUAUGCAGCGUACAGAUACGCACAACCAGCAGCCACGGCUGCAACCGCAUAUAGUGACAGUUAUGGGAGAGUCUAUGCAACAGCGGACCCAUAUCACCACACGAUUGGUCCUGCAGCCACGUACAGUGUGGGUACUAUGUAAAUAAAACAAAGAGGAAAAGUAGGAAAACAACAUUGAAGAAGAAAGAACAAAAAACCAUAAAGGAAACCAACAGAAAUGUAAAAAGAGAGGUCAGUGUCAGGACCCCUUCUAUCAAGGUCUACAGGGGAGAAUGGAUGGAAGAUGUUUUGGCUAAGCACCAUAGCAAUGGCCUAAACUACUACGCCUCCAGUUUUAGGGACAGAGCGACACAUAGCUUACCCCUGGGACAAGCCUUGCUGGGCGGAAGAGACCAAGAGAGGUCAUCAUAAAACAAUUGUAUUUUUCUAAACUUUUUUAAGUUUAUGAUUUCCAGAAACGAAAGAAUGUAUAUAUAGUACAUGUAAUGUAUAUCUAUGUUUGAAAAAAAUGUAACAAAAAAAACUGAGAUUUAUAAUGUGGCAGUUUGGAAGAAGGGGAGGUGAGUGGUGAUAUCCUUGGACCCGCCCCCUUCCUACUGCGGAACGGGGGGGGGGGUUGUGAGGGCAGGCUGAUGUGCCAGUGGGGGCCAAGACACUGGUGGUGAGGGGUGGCUUGUCCUCCUGACAUAACUCUUAGUUGGUCGUCAUGGUAAUGCCACUGCGGUAACACCAUAGCAAAGCCACCAAAUGGCAGGCGAACGAGAGCUAGGCCGCAUCUUCCACAAAUGUCCUUGGUUCAUUGUUUGAACGGUGAAAACGUGUGCCAUUUACAUACAAACUCUGACCCAUUUGGGCCACGUUUACAGGUCAACCUCGCUCGGCAGUCAACAAUCUUUGACUAUUUAGAAUGAAUUACUUCCUGUGGGUCAUGUGAAAACAACAAGUGAUGUCAUAUAAAGGGGGACAGUUAAACUCUGGUGUAGGGCUUCCUUCCACUUGAAAAACAGCUCCUCUGCAGGUUGCGCUUCCAGUCCACUUUGUAUCUCUGUAACUUGAACUAAAAGACCCCCUGAAUGCUCCAACAUCAUAGCCAAGGCAGUGUUUAGCAGAGAGGAAGCAGAGAAGCCUGUAAAAAGUCAGGGAACACCCACUCUAUUGUAUUUACAGAUGUAGGAUCUUAAUUUGAGCCAGUCUCCUACAGCAGGAAAAUAAUCAUACAGCAACAGGAAAUUUGAAUUGUAAUGUGGAUUAUAUUGUGGAUUAUAAUGUGGAUUAUAAUGAAUGGAGAUUUUUGUAGCGUCUGAAAAAAAUUCCGUAAUUGAAAAAUCAAGUCUGAAAUUUCAAAGUGGAAAUGACAAACUUCAGAAGCAUUCUUAUACCUCAAAAAUAGUACAAGUUUUAAAUGUCCUGUCCUUGCAGGGUAAUCAAACGAAGAUCCUACAGACAGUUUGUAGAUGUCGGCCACAACAGCCCCCCCCCCCAAAACCCCAGCGUUGCUAUCAAAACAUGUUGUUGUGGUGUUGUGGUUGAGGUGGUUGUGAUGUGUAGUAAACAAACAGCCUCUUUUGUAGCUAUAAGUUAGAAACACGGGACCUGUCUACACCCCAUCGACGUGUCCCAACAUUCACCCUAUUCCCUAUCCUGUACACCACUGGUCAAAAGCAGAGCACUAUAUAGGGAAUAGGGACCAUUUGGGAUGCAGUUUGACUCCUCCAUCCGUCUUAGAUAUGGGCUCCGGAUCGUUCUGAGAGACAGAGAGAAGGAAGGGAUUGACGGUUCCGUCAGACCAACUGAUAAAGAUUUAUUAAAUUCUCUUUUAAACCUUCCAUUUAUAUCAAGCUCUACUUUAGUAACAUAUUUCUGUAUUUAAACGUUGUACUAAUAACACGCUGUCAGACAUGGUGGGGGAAAGUCCAUUGUAGCCAUUAACUAAUGUUACAUUUAUUGUAUUACUGAAAGAAAAAAAAAACAUUUAUAUAUAUAUAUACGAUGAAUAUAAAUAUAUCUAUUUGUGAUCUGCAACCCUUGGAAUUAAGUUUUUGAUUAUCGAUAUUAUGAUUUCAUGGGCGUCGGACUUAAUGCACUGUCGACCAUUCCUGGGACAUUUCUAUACCCGUGUAGUGUUAUUACCUGUUCUGUCCAUUUACUCCUCCUUUGCUUCCGCUAUUGAAUGUAACUUCCAAAAACUUUUUAUGUGAAUGUCAUUAUAUAUAUAUAUUUAUAUAUAUAUAUAUAUAAAAAUGUCAAAGUACAAUGUAUAUGCAGUACACUACACAAUGAUAAUAUAGCAGAACGUUUCAUCUGACAUAAUGCUGGACUUCAGAGCGUCACACCGAUGCCAAUACGACUAGGGAGGGUAUUUUACGUAGGAACACUUGGGGAAGGUAUUAUGUGGAACACACCAGUGCCCUGCAGAUAGACGUCCUCCAGAUAAAAACCAUGUAAUCAUUACUGGAUCAGUCAGAACUCUUCGCACCAAGGCUUUUCACAUCUGACGAGAACAAGAACACCAGGAGAGGAGCAUCACAGUCUGUCUUGUGUGCCAGAUCAAAUAUGUUUUUUAAAUAUUGAUUUAUUUUGUUUUUAUUCUUCUUCUCUCUCCUGAGGUGAAAGAGAGGGAGAGAGAGAGACUGAGUGAGGACCAUGUGAGGGACUAGUGC